Molecule: messenger RNA, 1701 nt
Organism: Penicillium atrosanguineum
Lineage: Eukaryota; Fungi; Ascomycota; Eurotiomycetes; Eurotiales; Aspergillaceae
Product: fungal specific transcription factor domain-containing protein
Exons: 8
Coding region: 1-1701 (566 amino acids)
Biological process (GO): DNA-templated transcription
Cellular component (GO): nucleus
Molecular function (GO): DNA binding; zinc ion binding
Source: RefSeq, a predicted model, not a curated record
AUGGCUUCUGUCACGAGCCCGCUCCCGACGCUCCGUCCGUCGCUGGCCGAAAGGGCGGCCGCCUUAUUUCCGCCGCCUCCGCCGCGCCUCCGCCUGUCAUACUAUGUCAUCCCAACCGCAUCCACUCCAGAGCGAGAAUGGCUUCCAUCUCCUUCGGAUGACGUCUACCCUAAUGUCCAGACGGUUGAUUUCUCGACCAUCUUGUUCCUCGACCCAGGGCUGCUGCAACAUGUCCAAGUGGAGACGGUUCGUGCCGUACCAUCCGUCCCGCCGCAUAUUCUGCAUCUACUGGGCGACUUCGAUGAGAUCCGUGUCACUGCGGAGAGGUUUUUCGGGCACAUCCACCGGUGGAUGCCCUUUAUCUCAAAAAAACGAUUCUACGAUCUGUACCUGCGGCCCUCAUUUCACUCCCAUUCCGACGUAGUCCUGCUUUUACUGGCGAUGAAGCUUAUCACGACCUUCCCACGGGAUGAUACGAAUGGUCCUCGCGCCGCUCUGUAUCAUGCAACUAAACAUUUCUAUCUGGCGGUCCAAGGCUCCUUCUCCAUCUUAGUCUUGCAAGCGGGGCUUUUGAUGGCAUUGUAUGAGCUAGGACACGGAAUCUAUCCUGCUGCAUAUCUGUCAAUUGGAGCGUGUGCGAGGUAUGCACAUGCUCUGGGUAUCAAUGUCAGUGGGACGGUACCCACUAGGGGAGUACUCACUCUGGUGGAAGUCGAGGAACGACGGAGGAUCUGGUGGGCUCUCGUUGUUUUGGACCGCUUCGUGAGCAUUGGCUGUCCGGGGCGGCCGUUUGCCACCGCUGAUUCAAAACUCGAUGAUUUGUUACCAGCUGAUGAUGCCGCGUGGGACGAAGGGAUCGUCAGGCCCGAUAGCUUCGCGACCCUGUCGUCUCCGAUGACGGGGCAUAUGAGUAAAUUCGCCCUAGUGUGUCAGGCUGCCCGGCUAUUAGGCCAAGUUCUCAACUACCUCUCGAAUCAUGUCGCUGGGCAGAAUGAUGUCUGGAUGCAACUCGAUCGCACUCUACAUUCGAUGCUCACUGCUGCUUUAAAUAUCGACAGCCCGGACUAUGAUCAAAUCACGUUUAUCUAUAGCGCCUUAAUUGCUCUAUAUACGCCCUGGCUAUCCUCUAACGAGGGCGAGAAAGCCGAAAGCGAUUACUCUUGGCGAGCAAGAGCCGUGCUGCAACAGAUAACGGACCGAAUCAGCGCGAACCUCAUCGAACGUCAAUGCUUCUCAGGUCGAGACCCGGAGGACAUGACCCCGUGGGGUCUGUACUUUGCCUACCAGAUCUGUGGAGCGCACAUGCGAUCAAGCGAAAAAUCCCAACAAGGAACCGAAGUGGUGAAGAGUCUGCGUGAGGGCUUUCUGGCGAUCGAUAUGCGGUGGGAUGUGGCGGCUCCGGCCGCUCAGAAGCGGGCUCAAUUUUACUCAGUGAGCAAAAAGCGGCGAGGGGUGAGCACUAAAGCGGAACAGGAAAGCCAAGAGUGGCAGAGGAAAUCCCGGAUCCUCGACUAUAUUGAAUCAAGUCAUGACUGCAGAUGGGCUGGUGCCAGCCACGCGAAGAUCGACGAGUGGGGUACCAAGCGGAGUGUUGCCAUGUCAAUGGCCGUCCUGCAUGGGCUUGCGUUUGCAGAUCAAGAGGUUGGGGAUCGAUUGACAACGAUUGCCGACCGUCUCCCAGCACUACAGAGUAAGGACUAG